CGUCAGGCCACAACAGUUACAAUUUGUCAGCCCACGCGCUUAGAACUCGAAUCUGAAAGUGAAAUUUACAAAGUUUACGAAGAAAAUGUCGAAAGUUAAGAAUUUGCUUGCCAAAAUAUUCCAACGCUUCGGCAGAGGCCACAACAAUUGCCAUGGUGGCAGCAACGACAGCCAGCGGUACGAUAGCCUGGAGGAGAUUGCCCAGAAUCAGGCCAACGAGCGUAUGCUAAUGGAGACACUGAUUCGCUGCGAGGAGGAUCAUUUGGUGAUUUGCCUGGAGACGGCAGCGGGCAGCUUCUAUUGGCAUUCACAGUAGCAACAACAGAAGGAGACACCACAGCAACGGCAGCUGAAGUAGCAACAGAAGGAGCAACAGAAGAGUCUACAGAAGCAGCAACAAAGAAGGAGCAACUGAAGGACCCACAGAAGUUGCUCUCAGAAAGGAUAGAAGUUCAGCAGCAACAUUAGCAUUGAAUCUCUGAUAAGCAACAGCAACAUUAUCAGCAGCAACAAUUUGUGCAGCAUCAAAAACAAAUCCUUCAAUCGAAGGAGCAUCCUCAGCCGAAAUUUCUCAAAGAACCUUCAUCAGCAGAGACUUUAGCAUAAGCAAUUAGUAUCUACCUCAACAACAUCAGCAUCUCCAGAGCUCCAAUAGUUGCAACAGCAACCAUACAUAGAUGCAACACCAGCAGCAGAAACUUUUGCUAAACAGCAGCAGCAUCUUGAAAGGCUAGAAACCGCAACACCUUGUAUAUCCGUGGAUGCAACAAGAGCCACACCAGCAGCAGCAAGCAGCAGCAACAUCAUCCCAGCACCAGCAGCAGCAACGUGCGCAAAAAACCGGUAGUUAGAAGCGGCCAAAAUGCAUGAAUGAAUGAGUAAUACGAAGAAAAAAGCGCAUUUCGUUCCAUGAAUGAAUGAAGCUGUCGCAGCGGCAACACCAGCACCAACAACAUUACGUUCGUGCGAAACAAGUUGCGUGAUAGCAGCCUGCAACAAGUGGCAGCCCAGUCAGAAAAGAUGUGCCACAUCCUCUCUCGCCCAGUUGGAGUCCUGCGAUAGGCGUUUAUUCUAAAAAAUACAUAAUAAAUUUGUGAUAAUAAUUCAUUUUAGCGACAGAUUAGAAUAAAUGUUAUUAAAUUAUAAGAUUUAAAAAAAUAUAAA
Molecule: messenger RNA, 1164 nt
Organism: Drosophila miranda
Lineage: Eukaryota; Metazoa; Arthropoda; Insecta; Diptera; Drosophilidae
Gene: E(spl)m6-BFM
Product: enhancer of split m6 protein
Exons: 1
Coding region: 86-316 (76 amino acids)
Source: RefSeq, a predicted model, not a curated record